AUGUCUGCAGAGCCGGAUCACACUCACGACAAGAAGAGGGUCAACCUUCAGGAUCCCUCGGGCGCCGAGAAGAAAGAAGAGCUCGACACCGCGACUGCUAUUCUCAAGAAGAAAAAGAAGCCCAACUCUUUGAUCGUUACCGAUGCCGUCAACGAUGACAACUCCGUUAUUGCCCUAUCCAACAACACCAUGGAGACUCUCCAGCUCUUCCGUGGUGACACAGUCCUGGUCAAGGGUAAGAAGCGCAAGGAUACUGUGCUGAUUGUCCUGGCCGAUGACGACCUCGAUGAUGGUAGCGCCCGCAUCAACCGCGUUGUCCGACACAACCUCCGUGUCAAGCACGGCGACGUUAUUACCGUUCACCCUUGCCCUGAUAUCAAAUAUGCUAAGCGCAUUGCCGUCCUUCCCAUCGCCGAUACCAUUGAGGGUCUGACCGGAUCCAUUUUCGAUGUCUUCCUCGCCCCCUACUUCCGUGAGGCCUACCGACCGGUGCGCCAAGGAGACCUCUUCACCGUGCGUGGAGGUAUGCGCCAAGUCGAGUUUAAGGUCGUUGAGGUGGACCCCCCAGAGUACGGCAUCGUUGCACAGGACACAAUUAUCCACUGCGAGGGUGAGCCCAUCCAACGAGAGGAUGAGGAGGGUAACCUCAGUGAGGUCGGUUAUGACGACAUUGGUGGCUGUCGCAAACAGAUGGCACAAAUUCGUGAGCUCGUUGAGCUGCCUCUUCGCCACCCUCAGCUUUUCCAGACUCUGGGUGUCAAGGCGCCUCGUGGUAUCCUCAUGUAUGGACCUCCUGGUACCGGUAAGACUCUUAUGGCCCGUGCGGUUGCGAACGAGACCGGAGCAUUCUUCUUCUUAAUAAACGGACCUGAGAUCAUGUCCAAAAUGGCUGGCGAGUCUGAGUCCAACCUGCGCAAGGCCUUUGAGGAGGCUGAGAAGAACUCGCCUGCUAUCAUCUUCAUUGAUGAGAUCGACUCUAUUGCCCCCAAGCGUGAGAAGACCAACGGCGAGGUUGAACGUCGCGUUGUCUCUCAGCUUUUGACCCUCAUGGACGGCAUGAAGUCUCGUUCUAACGUUGUGGUGAUGGCUGCCACUAACCGCCCUAACUCCAUUGAUCCUGCUCUCCGUCGUUUCGGUCGUUUCGAUCGUGAGGUUGAUAUCGGUAUUCCUGACCCAACUGGUCGUCUCGAGAUCCUGCAGAUUCACACCAAGAACAUGAAGCUCGGUGAUGAUGUUGACCUUGAGUCCCUCGCCGCUGAGACCCACGGUUACGUCGGUUCCGAUUUAGCCUCCCUCUGUUCCGAGGCUGCCAUGCAGCAGAUUCGUGAGAAGAUGGAUCUCAUUGAUCUUGACGAAGACACUAUUGAUGCCGAGGUUCUUGACUCCCUCGGUGUCACCAUGGAUAACUUCCGCUACUCUCUCGGUGUCUCCAACCCGUCCGCCCUCCGCGAGGUUGCCGUGGUCGAGGUUCCCAACGUUCGUUGGGACGACAUUGGUGGUCUGGAGGAGGUCAAGCGCGAACUUAUCGAGAGCGUGCAGUACCCUGUGGACCACCCCGAGAUGUUCACUAAAUUCGGUCUCAGCCCUUCAAGGGGUGUUCUCUUCUAUGGACCUCCGGGUACUGGUAAGACCAUGUUGGCCAAGGCCGUCGCCAACGAGUGUGCUGCCAACUUCAUCUCCAUCAAGGGUCCUGAGUUGCUGAGCAUGUGGUUCGGUGAGUCGGAAAGCAACAUCCGUGACAUCUUUGACAAGGCCCGUGCUGCCGCUCCUUGCGUCGUGUUCCUUGACGAGUUGGACUCCAUUGCCAAGUCCCGUGGUGGUUCUGUCGGUGAUGCCGGUGGUGCCUCUGACCGUGUUGUCAACCAGCUUCUGACUGAGAUGGAUGGCAUGACCUCCAAGAAGAAUGUCUUCGUUAUCGGUGCCACUAACCGUCCUGAGCAACUGGAUGCUGCCCUUGUCCGUCCCGGUCGUCUUGACACCCUUGUCUACGUUCCUCUUCCCGACCAGGAGUCCCGUGCUGGCAUCCUCAAGGCCCAGCUUCGUAAGACCCCUGUUGCCGGAGAUGUCGAUCUGGACUUUAUUGCCAGCAAGACCCACGGUUUCUCCGGUGCCGAUCUUGGCUUCGUGACCCAGCGUGCCGUCAAGCUCGCCAUUAAGGAGGCCAUCACCGCUGAUAUCGAGCGCAUUAAGGCCCGCGAGGCUGCUGGCGAGGAUGUCACCAUGGACGAUGAUGAGAACAUGGAGGAUACCGUGUCUGAGCUCACAAAGGCGCACUUCGAGGAGGCCAUGAAGUCUGCUCGUCGCUCCGUCAGCGAUGUUGAGAUUCGCCGCUACGAGGCUUUUGCCCAGAGCCUUAAGAACUCUGGAGGCAGCAGCUUCUUCCGCUUCCCUGAGGCCGGGGAGGUCCAGAACAACGACACGUUCGGCGAAGCCGGCAAUGAUGAUAGCCUCUACGACUAA
Penicillium pulvis is the source of this 2460-nucleotide messenger RNA. RefSeq names its product AAA family ATPase CDC48 (gene cdc48). NCBI's taxonomy places the organism in Eukaryota, Fungi, Ascomycota, Eurotiomycetes, Eurotiales, Aspergillaceae. Gene Ontology annotation, cellular component: nucleus; cytosol; VCP-NPL4-UFD1 AAA ATPase complex. The coding region runs from base 1 to 2460 and encodes 819 amino acids. The record is from RefSeq and is a predicted model, not a curated record. The transcript has 7 exons. Gene Ontology annotation, molecular function: polyubiquitin modification-dependent protein binding; ATP hydrolysis activity; ATP binding. Gene Ontology annotation, biological process: mitotic spindle disassembly; autophagosome maturation; retrograde protein transport, ER to cytosol.